GAACAAAGCCCCUCGCUGCCCGUAUCUCGCUCUCGUGUCGUUCUGCGUGUACAGCACGGAGAAACCGCUCAAGUCAGCAGCGGCAGAGGAGGUUGUUACGUGAUUAAGACAGCGGUCCGUAUUCGGCUCGAGGUGGGACCCACAGGUGCAAUUCAAGGUAGCCAAACAGUUGCUGUCGACCCGCUGCUCGCAACGUCUUUGCUGCCGUUCAAGACACACUCUCCCCCUGAUUUCGCCUCCAAGCCGCUUGACUGUCUUCACGUCUUCCUCUUAUCCUGGUCUGGCUGUCAUCCGUGUAGCGCAUCUGUUUGCCACAUCAAGUCAUGGACCGCUAUGCGAAAAUUGAGAAGAUUGAUGAGGGUACUUAUGGUGUGGUCUACAAGGCGCGGGAUAUGAAUAGCAACAGCAUUGUCGCCCUGAAGAAGAUCCGUCUCGAGGCCGAGGACGAGGGCGUGCCCAGUACAGCUAUUCGGGAGAUCAGCUUGUUGAAAGAGCUGAAGGAUGAGAACAUCGUUCGGCUAUUGGACAUUGUACACGCGGAUGCCAAGUUGUACCUAGUGUUCGAGUUCUUGGAUAUGGAUUUGAAGCGUUACAUGGACAACGCCAACCGAGCCGGCGCGCCAAUUUCGAUGAACCUCGUAAAGAAAUUCACCCACCAAAUGUUGUGUGGUAUUCUAUACUGCCACACCCACAGGAUUCUCCAUCGCGACCUUAAACCCCAGAACUUAUUAAUUGACAGAUACGAUAACUUGAAGCUGGCUGACUUCGGACUGGCAAGGGCCUUCGGUAUCCCUAUGCGUACAUAUACGCACGAGGUCGUGACCCUGUGGUAUCGCGCCCCCGAAGUGCUGCUAGGCUCUCGGUACUACUCCACCGCCAUCGACAUGUGGUCCGUCGGCUGCAUCAUGGCGGAGAUGGCCCUGCACGGGUCCCCGCUUUUCCCCGGCGACUCAGAGAUCGACCAGAUUUUUAAGAUUUUUAGGGUCUUAGGGACACCGGAUGAAAACACUUGGCCCGAUAUCAAGAACAUGCAGGAUUACAAGCCGUCGUUCCCCCGAUGGCACGCGCAGGAUCUUGCGGCACAUGUGCCCGACCUGGACACUGCCGGCAUAGACUUGUUGAAGCGUUCACUCAUCUAUGACACGUCGAAGCGUAUCUCUGCCAAGAGAGCCCUUGUCCACCCCUAUUUUGCAGACUACAAACCUUAAUUCUGUACGUUUCACAUCUUGUAUCUCGCCGCCACCCCAUCGUCUCGUGUCUCGCACUCGCAUCGUGUCUGUUUCCUUAGUCUUGCAUUAUGUCUGUCCCUCUUUUCAUCAGCUGCAUUUGGUAUCUUUACGCACUUAUAUUAUCAAUUGUAAAAACGGAGAUCCUGGAAUACACCUUGCCCCUCCGUAUUUCCUUGUCGAAAC
Gloeophyllum trabeum ATCC 11539 is the source of this 1412-nucleotide messenger RNA. RefSeq names its product cyclin-dependent kinase 1. The record is from RefSeq and is a predicted model, not a curated record. Gene Ontology annotation, cellular component: cyclin-dependent protein kinase holoenzyme complex; nucleus; cytoplasm. Bases 324 to 1208 code for a protein of 294 amino acids. Gene Ontology annotation, biological process: regulation of G2/M transition of mitotic cell cycle; signal transduction; G1/S transition of mitotic cell cycle. Gene Ontology annotation, molecular function: ATP binding; cyclin binding; cyclin-dependent protein serine/threonine kinase activity. The transcript has 10 exons. NCBI's taxonomy places the organism in Eukaryota, Fungi, Basidiomycota, Agaricomycetes, Gloeophyllales, Gloeophyllaceae.